This is a messenger RNA of Leucoraja erinaceus (little skate), 1660 nucleotides long. Its product is annotated as cysteine and glycine-rich protein 1-like. Gene Ontology annotation, molecular function: structural constituent of muscle; actinin binding. Lineage: Eukaryota; Metazoa; Chordata; Chondrichthyes; Rajiformes; Rajidae. The transcript is spliced from 6 exons. The record is from RefSeq and is a predicted model, not a curated record. Gene Ontology annotation, cellular component: cytoplasm; Z disc; nucleus. Gene Ontology annotation, biological process: muscle tissue development; sarcomere organization. Bases 134 to 715 code for a protein of 193 amino acids.
GGUGCUGAGUGCAGAGGAACUAGGCGUUGUCUUUGGCCGGGUUCCGCCUUAAAUUCAGCGCGGGUUCCAGCCGCCUGUGUCUGUCUUGUGGUUUGUGAGUCGGAUUCGGGACACGGGCAGUGUUACCAGCAGAAUGCCUAACUUUGGAGGAGGAAACAUGUGUGGCGUCUGCGAAAAGACUGUCUACUUUGCUGAGGAGGUGCAGUGUGAUGGGAAGUACUUCCACAAGUCGUGUUUCCGAUGUAUGGCCUGUAAAAAGAACCUUGACAGCACCACACUCACCGUGCAUGUAAAUGAAAUCUACUGCAAAUCAUGCUACGGCAAGAAGUAUGGUCCCAAAGGUUAUGGCUAUGGCCAAGGUGCAGGUACUCUGCAGAUGGACACUGGAGCGAAAUUGGGAAUAAAGCCUGUGCAACCUCCACCUCAUUGCCCAACAACCAAUGUCAAUGAAUCCAAGUUUGCUCAGAAAUUUGGCAGUUCGGAAAAGUGCCCCAGGUGUGAAAAAUCCGUUUAUGCUGCUGAGAAAAUUAUUGGAGCUGGCAAGGCCUGGCACAAGGCUUGUUUCCGCUGUGCUAAAUGUGGUAAAAGCCUGGAGUCCACAACUUUGGCUGAUAAGGAUGGGGAAAUCUAUUGCAAAGCUUGUUACGGUAAGAACUAUGGACCUAAAGGAUUCGGCUAUGGCCAAGGAGCUGGUGCACUCCCGAACACACAGUGAAGAGCGUUGUAUGUUGAAUCCAAUGGAAGCCAUGCACAUGUGUGGAGACCUUAACUACAAUGUAUUUGCUGGUUGUUCUUGUAGUAAUAGCUGUGGUAGUUCAAAUUAUAACACUGUGUAUAUAAACAAUAGGAUGUCUUCUAGCAUUGCUUGGCACACCUUGCAUGUACCAUGUUUUUAAAGUGAAAUUUCUUCCCCCAACUGAACAGCUUUACAAUUAAAUAUACUAACAUGAAAACCAGAAUGAAUGAUGACUGGUCAAGUCUAAAAUCUAAUUUUAGUGCAUUAUAUAUUUGCUUGGGAUUAAUUACACACUUGGGAUUAGAAUGAAUUUGGCAGCCAAAGUCUACAGUCCUCUGCACUUCAAUAUUUAUACGUUUUAUUUAGCACUCUUUCACAAAAUUACUUUUAUAGAGUAAAAUAUGUUUUCUCUUAUACUGCAUGUAAUUGUAGAGAUUUAAAAAGCUGCUGUGUAGAUAAACUGUCCAGAUCCUCUUGGAGCUUUUCUUGCCUACACAGCGAGGUUUAAUUUGAUUUGGAUGUGAUCAUGCUAAUCUAAUUUAAUAGCUGUAGCCAAUGCAGAGAUUGAGCCUGUGAUCUCUUAAGUAAUAUCAAAGUAUCACAUGAUAAAAUGGGUGACUGAGCACUGAGGUUUAUUCAUAUUUAGUCUGCUGCAGUGAACUUUACUUUGUGGCCACUUUAAAAUCUGUGAUUGAAAUAAAUAACCAGAUGCUCUUUGUUUCCAGAUACUCAAUGACUCAAGCUUGUACUAAAAGCAUAACUAACAUAUGAACAUGUUCAUUACUAUGCUCUUGCUUUCCGAGUAAUCACUAGGUUUUAAACAAAACGGAUAAUGAUGCAUGGAGUCAAAUUUUUGUGGUUCAUUCUGUCAGUAAAUUGAUGUAAAUCUCUCCCCAAAUAAAUGUUCUUCUUGGAGGCCAACAA